Messenger RNA from Chanos chanos (milkfish), 3700 nucleotides. It is a transcript of the gene scarf1, whose product is annotated as scavenger receptor class F, member 1. The transcript has 11 exons. Gene Ontology annotation, cellular component: membrane. The coding region runs from base 131 to 2857 and encodes 908 amino acids. NCBI's taxonomy places the organism in Eukaryota, Metazoa, Chordata, Actinopteri, Gonorynchiformes, Chanidae. Gene Ontology annotation, molecular function: scavenger receptor activity; low-density lipoprotein particle binding. The record is from RefSeq and is a predicted model, not a curated record. Gene Ontology annotation, biological process: neuron remodeling; dendrite development; heterophilic cell-cell adhesion.
AGUUUGUGGCCGUGGCUGACUCCAGAGACUGGAUCCGUUCCUGAGAGAGGUGUUCUAGGCUCUGUGGGACUGCUCCUGUCCCAUCAGAGAGGUACUGAGCCUUUUGGACCGGUUCUACUCAGGGGUGAAGAUGGUUUCUCUCCUGGCUUGUCUUGGGCUAGUGUUCUACUGCUGCUCUUUGUCCUCUGGUCAGAAACUCUCUCCUACAGGGAAGAAUGUCUGUAAGAACCCAAGCGAUCUGUCUUCUCUGGUCUGCUGCGAUGGAUGGGCACAGGAAGGCAAUGAAUGCACUCAACCUCUGUGUGAGGGAGAGCGGGCUUGCCAACAGGAUGAAGUGUGUGUGUACCCAGGAAUGUGCCGGUGCAAACCGGGAUUCUACGGUGCCCAGUGCAAGACUCGCUGCCCUCCUGAGUUCUGGGCCCCCGACUGCCGUGAGGUCUGUCUGUGUCACCCUAACGGGCAAUGUGACCCGGUGACGGGGGAGUGUACCUGCCGGCCCAAUCGCUGGGGUCCGCUCUGCCAGAACGAGUGCAGGUGCGGCCGACACGGACGCUGCAACCAGGUCCACGGCAACUGCACCUGCGACGAGGGCUGGUGGACGCCCACCUGCAGCAAAGCCUGUCUGUGUUACCCAGGCACAUCCACCUGCGACCCUGCCACAGGCCACUGCCGCUGCAAUACCGGCUACUGGGGUCCCAAGUGCAGCCUGCGAUGCAACUGCAUGCUGUCGCCAUGCCAACAGCGAACCGGGACCUGCCAGUGCAAGCAGGGGUUUUGGGGACCGGUUUGCGACCGGCGCUGCAACUGUGACCUGAAUCAUGGGGGAUGUGACCCGGUUAGUGGGGAGUGUGUGUGUGAUCCUGGAUACCAGAAUCCCUUCUGUCACAUGACUUGUGCUGCAGGAACAUAUGGCAGUGGAUGUGAAAAGAGCUGUGGUCACUGUGCAGGGGGCAAGCCCUGCUCUAUAGAGAAUGGCUCCUGUGACGUUUGCAUGCCAGGAUGGAACGGCACACGUUGUGAUAAACCCUGUCCGCAUGGUUACUAUGGAAACCACUGCCAGGAGGUGUGUCCUCACUGCAAAAACGAAGAGCCCUGUGACCCAGAGACAGGGGCAUGUUCCCGCUGUGAUACAGGCUGGACUGGGCCCCGAUGCGACCGGCUCUGUCCAGACGGGACCUUUGGAGAUGGCUGCCGCCUCCCGUGCAGCCCCUGCUUUCACGGCCAGUGUGAUCAUGUGACCGGGAGCUGUGUGUGUCAUCCUGGCUUUCAGGGUGAAAGCUGUAACAGUACAUGUCCCAGCCACCUGUAUGGUGUUAACUGCUCCUCCGUGUGUGACUGUGGAGACAUCCCAUGCCAUCCAGCCACGGGGGCGUGCCAAAACAGUAAUCAUGCAGGUCUUAUAGCUGGGCUCCUGAUUCCUCUACUGAUUUUAAUACUGGCACUACUGUUCUGUUGUUGCUGUUGCGGGCAAAGCCCUGCGGACGGGAAAGACAGGAUGGCAGUCGGAGAUGGGGGGACCGCUGUCCGAAUGAAGCACCACGUCUACAACGUUUUGGCUAACAUGGGCUCGGCCAUGCCCUGUCUAACACUUUGGUCUUCAGGCCUACCUAGAGUCACAGUGUCUCACCAUGAUCCUGAGCUUACCUUCAACCACAGCUUUAUCGAGCCCCCCUCCUCCGGCUGGGUCACCGACAACUCCUUUGAGAGUGAUGAGGGGGAGGAGCUCUACUGCGUCCCACCCAGGGAAGAUAUUCCUGCGGUGGCUGGAGGAGAAUUCCAGGAGCUCAGUUCCAAGUGCAACAUGUUCCCUGACCCGUCUGCGUUCAACAGCGAGGACAUGGCCCUUGCAUUUGGAAUUCCGCGAACUUCCAGCAUCGCCAAGUCCAAGCGGCCGUCUGUCUCUUUUGCGGAGGGCACCAAGUUCAUCUCCAAAGAGCGACGUGGUUCUGCCCAGGACCUUCCCCUGUCUGCUGCCCGUAAACCCAAAGCUCCCUGGGGUGUCCUCAUGGUCUCUGCACUCCAGGGCCAAAUAAAUAGGGUGGACGGUGAAGGAGAGAGAGAGAAAGAGGUUGAAGUGGCAGAAGAUGGGGACCCUAUGUGUGGGGAGGGAGAUCCUAGCUCAGACACCCCACAAACAGGCAAAGAGAGGUUCAGUGGUGCCUCAUCACGGACAAGCCUGACUGUUCCUGGGGGGAGGCGACGAACCCUGUCCAACACCAGGAGGACUGCACAAUCACAGGCUGCUUCAUCGUCUGAAGGACAGGCACCUGAAGCAGGUGAGGGGAAGUUGACCACGGUGUAUGUGACUGUUGGGAAGGCACCACGGGCAUCCAAGCAGGAGCCCGUCUCUGAAGGCCCAGUGCAGGCCAUGCUGCGUAGGCUUGGCAGCCUCCAGAAACAGAGAGAAGAGGCCACAAGGCCUGGAGGCAAGGGACAAGCUGUGGUCAAACCCCCGCGGAGGAAGUUAGGAGCACGGGCCAGCGCUUGGGAGCAGGAGUCUGGAGCUGGUUGCACUGCAGAUGUGACCAUGAGAAAAGCCAGCCUGAGGAAACACAGUUCUCUGAGCUCUCCUGGCGCCGUUUGCUCGACGGACACUCCCUAUGAGAACACCCCAAAAAGACCACUCUCCUCCAUACUGAAGAGCGUGCCGGAAUAUUCCACACCGAGGUCAGAGGCUGAAUACGAGUCACUUGCGAAUGCAUCAUCUUUCCCUGAUGCUGAGGGGAAAAGUUCUUACCAGACAGUGGGGGCCUCUGAGACAGAGUCUAAUUCAGCUGAGGUCAUUACUAAUGAAGUAGCUGUGACCAGUGUGGAUGAAGGACCAAAGUAUGAAAAUGUUUUCAUAAAGCAGUCAUGAUUUCAGGUGUUUGCACCUCUGCCUAUAGCCAUAAAGGGACAUACAAAAUUUAAGAAUUACACUAAAAAUAGAAAUCCUUUAAAGGAUUUGCAAAAUCCUUUAAAGUUUUCACAUACUGUUGACUUCUCUUUGUAAAUGAAGCCUCUCACUUAGUAGCUGUGCUACAGUGAAAUCAAAGACAGCUUAGACAUAAAACCAGUUGCAAACUGCAUUCUGGAACAUCAAAAUGAAACACGGCACAUUAUUUGAUAAUAUUUGGUCAUUUUAAAAUUUUUGUAUCACCUAUCUUUAUAAAGAUUUAGGUGCAACUGUGUGUAAUAUAUGUGAUAUCACUCUUCCUGUAAAAUAGACAGCUAGCAAUCUCAAAAUGUUGAAGUUUUUUUCAUUUAGUGUUUUUUUUUAAAAAUCAUCUCCAUAUUCUAUUCUGUGUAAUGUUGUGGUAUUUUACCCAUGUGCAGUGAACUGACUUGAUUUGAAACCUUUGGAAUCUGGCAGUGUAUACAGAUUCAGCUGUUGUAAGAUUAUAUCAACAUACAUCAACAACUUUUCAUUUCCCAGCAUGACAAUGUACACACAGCUCACAUUAACAAACAACAGUAAGCCUACUGUUAGCAUGUGUUAGUAUCGUGAGAGCUCUGAGAUCGGGUUUAUGCAUGCCAGUGUAAAAAGAAAUACGCCGGAAAAAAACGACUGUGACUUUUGCUGUCAUGUUAUGUUAGAGCUGUUAUAUUUGUACUGUAACUGACCAUUCAAGUUCUGUGAAGCAAUUUAAGAUUAGACAAAUAUGACAUUGAAAAAAAUAUGAUACAAAUAUGAUGUUGAAAAAAAAAGUGAUGUGAAUAA